AUGGCGUCUUCUCUGACUGCCAGCAGCAGCACCAACAAGAGCAAGAAGAAAGAGAAGGAUCAGAAAGAGAAAGAUCAGAAGGACAGCUCGGACGAUGCUUCCACGGCAUCCACGGCGGCAGAGUCUACCAAGAGCGAUGUUCCCGUGACGGACACUGCUGCGGCUGUUGCUGCUUCAGAAGAAGCCUCCACCAAGUCUGGCAUUAAGAAAGAGAAAGACAAGAAAAAGUCGAAAGAGAAAGACAAGAAAGAGAAAAAGAAGAAAAAAGACAAGCGGAAAUCGGAAAUGGACGAUUGUUCUGUGGGAAGUGGCAGUUCCUACUAUUACAACUAUGACAGUGAUUCGUCCCUCAGUUCUACCGGUUCGGAGCUCAUUACGGGCGGUGUCGCCAAGAAGAAGAACCGUAAAGUCAUUGCCAAAGAAGCUUCCAAAUCGUCCUUAUUGGAUAGUGCUUCCAUUCCCAACAAUUCGUUUCGACGGACCAGCCUACUCAGUGACGAUGACGAUGACAGUUUUGGCAAAUUGGAGGAAGAAGAAGAGUUUGCCGAGUUUCAAAUGGAUCUGACAUUCCUCAAGGCCACUCCACACAGUUCCUUUGCGGGUGGCAUGGAUAGCAGUGGGGGACAUCAUCAGUAUCAACAACGACAACUUCAUUAUGGUUCCAACACUGUUACCAACAAUGCGGACACUUUCUCCCUCGAUGGAAGAAGAAACAACAAAUCAUCCUUUGUCCGAAGAGUCAAAUCCAAUGGAAGUCCUCUCUCUCAUAACAACAACCAAUUUGACAGACCACCCAGCAGGCCAAACCCACUUUCCAUGCGAGAUUCAAGUGCCCCUAUUGUGACGACUGCGACCAACACAAAAAAGGAAAAACGAAAAAAGACGGCCAAUUUUGCAACCACCGCCGAGGCAGAUGGGACGGAUGGCAGUGGAUCUGCUAAGCACGAAGAUGGGAUACGAUUUGAUUGGAGAAAGCAAAAAUCCAAAUCGUCUAGAGAUGUUUGGCAACAGGACGAUAGUGCCUUGCUCUUGCUCGAUGACAGCGAAGAAGAGGUCGUACUAUUCGAUUGGGCGGCAACCAAUGAUGACGAUCAUUAUUAUACCAAUAGCAACCACACAACAGCCACACCCGAAAAGAGGCGAGCCUCUCGCAAAAGCAGAACUGUCAGCAGCAAUGACAAUGACUCGACGGAAGAUACUACUAAGAAAAGGGCAGCCAACAGUCGCAGAGAACACAACAAAUCGCCUUCUGUCGAUACGGACUCAUCAGGCGACGAUGGCGCCUACCGAAGACCGCGGCUUCGAAGAAGCAAAUCCAGUGGAGAUUCCGCAGUGGGAGGAUUGCAGUUCCCCACGAGACGAAAAUCCAACUACAACAAUAAGAAAGAAAAGGCUACAACUGAGGAGGAAGGUGCUUCCACCGAAAACACUGAUUCUGCGGAACACGUUGCUGCCACUCCUCCUCCCAAACGAAAAAGCAAAAAGUCCAAGGAGGUGGCACUAUCGGACUUUUUGGACCCUCCAGACGAAAACACGACAACCACCACCAGUAGCAAGCCCAAAAAGGCCAAAAAGUCGGCAUCCACCAACAGUAAUAAUAAGGACAACAACAACGAGCCAGCAGAAUCAGAUUCCGUGGCGACACCCGAGGAUGCUUCUUGGUGGAGUGCUGACAGCUCCACUGCUCCCCCCAGCAAGCCGAAAAAGGGCAAGAAAUCAUCAGCAGCAGCAUACAAUUGGGAGGACGAGCCGACAGAGUCGGACACUGUGGCAACCCCCGAGGAUGCUGGGAGAGAAGACAAUGGGGGGUCCAAAAAGAAAAAGGGUAAAAAGGACAAGACUACUAGUGUGUCGCCUGUCAAUAUUACAGAAGAAACUGGAUCAAUGCAGUUUCUGUUGGAGCCAACGACCGAGUCCGACACCGUGGCAAGUCAGGAGGAUCCUUCGUGGGGUGACUUGAGCAGUUCGAAAAAGAAAAAGAGCAAAAAGGAAAAGGCCAUCAACGAGAACGCCGAAGAAAUGCCGGCUUUGGAGCGACAGAAAAGUACCGACUCUACAGACCCAAACAGUAGGAAUGACAGUGACAAGCAUGAUUGGGAAGCCCUGGCAGCAUCUCCAUCGGACGACAUCGUAGUGAAGAAUGCGGAUGAAAACGACUCGGGAGAGUUUGCCAAAACACCAAAAAAGAAAACCAAAGACAAGAAAGAAAAACGCAAGGAAGGGAUCAGGGGGCGCAGAAACACCAUCGAUGGGUACGAUCCGCCACCGAAUGUCAAUGAGGACGAAGAUUUCUACAAUUGGAGUCCACGAAAGACGCCCACGAGCGGUGCCUACAAGAGCCCUCGAAAAUUGACCUCAUCGUCAACAAAGGCGAAAAAGACAAUCAUCGGCAUCGAAGACAGGAAACAUUUACCGGAGGCACCGCCAUUGAUACGCGCAACAUCUUCGCCAGCUCCACCGCGAACAUCCUCGGCAACACCACCACCCCCGUUGACUCGGGCAACGUCGUCCGCAACCGAGGCCUCUGGCGAAACCAAUAUGAGCAUUGAGAGCGCCCCACCUUCGGUACCCGCUAUCCGAUCUUCUCCAAGGAAGAAGAAAAAGAGUGUAGUACUCAAAAUUGAAGCGGGCGAGGAAGCUGAGGAGAAAAUAGAGAGGAUUAGCAUCUUUGAGAAGAACCCCGAGGAGGAAGAAGAGGAAGCUCUGAUAAGCUAUGCGGGCUCGCUUCUCAAAACGUUCACAGAUGACCCAACUCAGUACAGUGAUGCUGCCAUGAUUGCUCUGCUGGAAGAAUACCCACAAUCUGCAUCUAUCAAGUUCUCACUUGAAUCGUCGGCGUUUCGUGGGGGCAAAGCCAAGACCAGGCACUACCUUUUGUCAAUACUAUGUGCAAUGGGAGCCUCCCGUGAAGUUAUAACGCUAUGCUUUGGAUUGAACCCAGAGUCAAUUCACAAGUUUGACGAAUGGGUCGGCACCCCGUUGCAUUACGCAAUUUCAUUCGGAAUCACGGCGUCGUUUUCUCGCGAGAUGUGGACCGACUCGAUCUUCGAGACUGUCGAGUACCUGAUUGAAAAGGAGCCUAGACUUUUGACAUCUCAGCACAAUGACAGGUCAGAGUCCGUCCUCCACCAGGCGAUCUUGUGUCUUUGCCCAUUGGCAGGGCCAGCGGGCGGGGCUCGUGGUCCCAACGACGCACACCAACUAGCUACACUUGCUGAUGUUGUGGUCUCAUUGCUGCUGGAGAAUCAGCCGCUGUUGGCAACGAUGAUGGACACCAAAGACAGGCUUCCACUUCAUAUUGCUGCAAUGCACGCUGUCCCUUUGGAAAUCAUAGAGCGCAUCUUGAAGGAGAACAAGGAAGCAUGUUCUUGUGUGUGCAGUACGACUGGUUUUACACCGUUGCACUACGCAGCAGAAGCGUUUGGCAAAUCUGUCUGGAAGUUCUUCCACGACAUGAAACGUCGCAGCAGCGACAGCGACACUCUGGACAUGGACUUGCUCUCUGUGCGUCUAGACGGGCAUUCAAAGAACAUUCAACACCUAGUCACCACCUCUCCUGCGGCAGCGCAAGUUGAAGAUCUUAAUGGUAACCUGCCGCUUCACCUGCUUAUGCAAACGUGCUUCAGGGAUGCCACCGCUAUACCCAGCGACGAGUUGUUCAAGUCACCCAAUGUAUUUGUGAUUGCUUUUACGACAAUCUACGAUGCCUAUCCAGAGGCUUCCAAUAUCAAAGAUAGCAACGGAGAGACCCCAAUCGAGAUUGUCAAAGAGCAAAAGGAAAACGGCGAUCCCGUCAUGGAUUCCAUCAUGAGGUCCUUCCAGGAGCACAACGAAUGA
This is a messenger RNA of Seminavis robusta, 3837 nucleotides long. The record is from the annotation of a GenBank genome assembly. Lineage: Eukaryota; Bacillariophyta; Bacillariophyceae; Naviculales; Naviculaceae.